Messenger RNA from Cebus imitator (Panamanian white-faced capuchin), 276 nucleotides. Its product is annotated as small nuclear ribonucleoprotein E-like. Lineage: Eukaryota; Metazoa; Chordata; Mammalia; Primates; Cebidae. Gene Ontology annotation, molecular function: RNA binding. Gene Ontology annotation, cellular component: U1 snRNP; precatalytic spliceosome; U2 snRNP. Gene Ontology annotation, biological process: spliceosomal snRNP assembly; mRNA splicing, via spliceosome. The record is from RefSeq and is a predicted model, not a curated record. The transcript has a single exon.
AUGGCGUACCGUGGCCAGGGUCAGAAAGUGCAGGUUAUGGUGUAGCCCAUCAACCUCAUCUUCUGAUAUUUACAAAAUAGAUCGCGGAUUCAGGUGUGGCUCUAUGAGCAAGUGAAUAUGCGGAUAGAAGGCUGUAUCGUUGGUUUUGAUGAGUAUAUGAAAAGAAGAGAUGAUGAUGCAGAAGAGAUUCAUUCUAAAACAAAGUCAAGAAAACAACUGGGUCGGAUCAUGCUAAAAGAAGAUAAUAGUACUCUGCUACAAAAUGCCUCCAACUAG